UUUAUCUUCUUCACCUUCUUUGUUUUCUUUCUCUCUCCAAUAUCGUUCCCGUCACAGUCCACCGUUUUACAGGCCAUAAUGGUUCCUCAAGGAACACAUGAUAACAAUGACAACCAAAUCAGCUCACAGGUUGAUGACGAAACAUUAGCCAAGAGGAAGGCUAUUGAUGAUUGGCUUCCUAUUACUUCUUCAAGAAAUGCAAAAUGGUGGUAUUCAGCUUUCCACAAUGUUACUGCCAUUGUUGGAGCUGGUGCGCUCAGUCUUCCUUAUGCCAUGUCAAAGCUUGGAUGGGGUCCUGGUAUUGCAAUAUUAGUUUUGUCAUGGAUCAUAACUCUAUAUACCCUUUGGCAAAUGAUUGAGAUGCACGAGAUGGUUCCUGGAAGAAGGUUUGACAGAUACCACGAACUGGGGCAGUAUGCCCUUGGUGAGAAGCUUGGUCUGUACGUUGUGGUGCCACAACAAGUUGUUGUUGAAGUUGGUGUUUGCAUCGUUUCCAUGGUUACCGGAGGCAAAUCCCUUAAGAAGUUUCAUGAUACCGUAUGCAGCAGUUGCAAAGACAUAAAACUCACUUAUUUCAUCAUGAUAUUUGCGUCUGUUCACUUUUUUCUCUCCCAGCUGCCCAACUUCAACUUCAUUUCUGGUGUCUCAUUGGCCGCGACCGUCAUGCCUUUGAGUUACUCUGCUAUUGCAUGGGCCGCUUCACUCCAUAAGGGUGCUCUAGCAAAUGUUGAGUAUGGUUACAAGGCUAAGUCCACAAGUGGAAUUGUGUUUAACUUCUUUAGUGCCUUGGGGGAUGUGGGGUUUGCUUAUGCAGGCCACACUGUGGUGCUUGAAAUUCAAACAACAAUUCCUUCCACACCUGAGAAGCCAUCAAAGGGUCCUAUGUGGAAAGGAGUUGUCGGCGCUUACAUAGCUGUUGCCUUGUGCUACUUUCCCGUUGCUCUAAUUGGGUAUUGGGUGUUCGGCAAUACUGUUGAAGAUAACAUCCUCAUUUCCUUAGAAAAACCUGCCUGGCUAAUAGCAAUGGCUAACUUGUUCGUUGUUGUCCAUGUUAUUGGGAGCUACCAGAUCUAUGCAAUGCCAAUGUUUGACAUGUUAGAAGCAUUAUUUGUGAAGAAAUUGAAUUUCAGAACCAGCACCCCUCUUCGAUUCAUUGUCCGCAAUAUAUAUGUUGCAUUCACAACGUUCGUUGCCAUUACUUUCCCCUUCUUCGGAGGCCUGCUUGGAUUUUUUGGAGGACUUGCUUUUGUGCCAACAACAUACAUUUUGCCCUGCAUGAUGUGGCUCGCCGUCAAGAAACCACAGAAAUACAGCUUAUCUUGGUGGACUAACCGGGUAUGCAUUGCACUCGGUAUCUGCAUGAGGAUCAUAUUAGCCAUUGGAGGAUUUAAGUCAAUCAUAGUUAAGGCCACGGAUCAUCGGUUCUACUCUUGAUUCAGUCAUCCUCUCAAAAGGGCUGAUUGUUCAAAAGCAUUUACUUUGUGUAUAUAUAUAUAUAUAUAUAUAU
Molecule: messenger RNA, 1507 nt
Organism: Mangifera indica (mango)
Lineage: Eukaryota; Viridiplantae; Streptophyta; Magnoliopsida; Sapindales; Anacardiaceae
Product: lysine histidine transporter 1-like
Exons: 8
Coding region: 79-1434 (451 amino acids)
Cellular component (GO): plasma membrane
Source: RefSeq, a predicted model, not a curated record